AUGCCGAAAACCGAAAGUAUCGACAUGACUUGGCAAGCGUACCUGGCCGAAUCGACGUUAAACACAACGUUUCCACCGUGUCCGCCGUCUUCGUCUGCCGCAUCCACCACUUGGACAUGCGCAACCUCGGAGGCUGGAUCUCGCGAAGGUGUGGCAUGGCCCGAGUUCCCACCGCUAGCACGGUCAAUGUCGUAUGGAGGGCAAGGCAGCGCCGAGCACGCGCAGCUGCAGUAUCUAUCCAUGGGACAUGGGCAGCCUUUCGAACGUCGCCCGUCCAAUUUGUCCGACAUGUUCACGCCGCCUCCCUUUGAGACACCGAUCGGGAGUAUCACUGGUCUAGAUAAUCAAGGGCUCCUGAUGGCUGGGAGUAUCUGCGCCGAUGCGGAAGCUUGGCAACAGCAGAUGAUCCCGCCAGGGGAAGCCCGCUUCGGCGCCUGGCCAUCCAACAAGACCUCCGGGGACCAACAGAUAUGGCUUGAAGAACAACGACAGCAGGUAGUUGCGGCUCGAGCGCCAUCAGAGGCCUAUUAUUCUGCCUGA
Messenger RNA from Drechmeria coniospora, 540 nucleotides. RefSeq lists its product as uncharacterized. The record is from RefSeq and is a predicted model, not a curated record. Lineage: Eukaryota; Fungi; Ascomycota; Sordariomycetes; Hypocreales; Ophiocordycipitaceae. The transcript has a single exon. Bases 1 to 540 code for a protein of 179 amino acids.